Messenger RNA from Gopherus flavomarginatus (Mexican gopher tortoise), 743 nucleotides. RefSeq lists its product as uncharacterized. The record is from RefSeq and is a predicted model, not a curated record. Bases 19 to 654 code for a protein of 211 amino acids. NCBI's taxonomy places the organism in Eukaryota, Metazoa, Chordata, Testudines, Testudinidae. The transcript has 3 exons.
CGGAGUUGCCAAGUCAACAUGGGGAGCCGCGGACAUCAAUCCCGCGCCGUGAGGACGGGACCCUGUUGGCUACCACAAGCAGGGAGGAAACAUCUUCAAAUUCCGCAAAGACCCAUUCAAAGAAAUACCACCACACAGGGAAAAACAAUAGGAUGGGGGAGCCUCGCAAGAAGUGACAGAAAAAGCUGUAUAUGCUCCCACCAAGAUGCCAGAAAAAGAAAUAAUCUUACUGGCUGCCCACAGUCACUCUCUCCACCACAGAAGUAUAAGAGGACCAGUGCCUCAAUCAGUGCACAUGAUAGACGGUGUUCAUCAAAUGAGCAAGUAUUCAAUAUUUCAUUUUUCCUCAUAAUUCAAUGUGUGGCCCCAUGCCUUAUUUACUGCACACCAUUCACACCCUAUGCUGAACACAUGGAUCAGCCACUGAAGAGGAACGAGACACACACUUUGCCCGUGAGUUUCACAGCUAUUGAGGUUCAAAAAACCUCAGAUGUAUUCCAUGCUUUUGAAGAGCAUUUUGGGGUACAGACCUUUUUGCCUCUACCUCUACCCAGCCUGCCCUUCCCAACCCCUAGCAUUUCGCUACCGCCACCAACCUGCCCCUUUCUGUUUCUUUCUGCCCUGCUCCUAUCAACUCCCAGCCUGUCUCCCUAAUUUCUCUGCACCUAACCUCUAUGCAUUUAAGUAGCACUGUUUCUUCCUUCUCCUCCAUACUGCCUGAAUACCAGCAAGUGGAGCACUGA